AAGUGGUUCGGCUCCUAGUCAAGGACUCAAGAGUACGAGUUUGAAUAUGAUUCCAAAGCUAUUGAGAUAGAGCAACGAUUGUUACGAUUCAACUACGACUCUGCUGAUCUUUCUGUAGGACUUUAUUUUCGAAUGGAGCCUUAUUGAUCGGCACGUACGUUCGCCUCUAUAAAUACAUACAAACCAAUCCUUUUAGACUCAUCAGUACUCUCUCUAAAUCUUCUGCACUUCUUUUUUGUUUUCUGCGUUAAUUAUUAUCGCUCUCGUGUGUUGUUCUUCCUCUUCAUCUUUCUGGUACUUCGUAGUAGCUAGUGUUGUUUGCAAUGGCUGGAGGUGGGUUCGAUCGGCGAAAUAUUGGUAGUACUUUUAGGGACUAUCCCGGAAAAAUCACUCUCUAUCAUAUUCGGGUAACUUGCCUUGUCGUCGCCUUGGGCUGCUGGUUUUUUGAAUACGACCCAAUUGGCAUCUCAGAUGCUGUGGCUUCAUUGCCUCUCUUCUUGAAAACGCACGUUCCACCAUUCGCUCUAACGGAUGACUCGGCUCUGUUUAUUUUUCGUCUAUUCCUGGCGAUGCGUGAGCUUCUGGGAUUUUCCGGUAUAUUGUGGGUGGCCAAUAAGCUGGGAGGGGAAAUACUGUGUAACGCGCUCAUAGGGAAUUUUGUCUACGCGGCUGCAUCUAUUUUAAAUUUUGCUGUCGCUAAUUCCAAUGUGUUUAUGCGUCUCAUCGGUCGGAUGUGUUGGGCUAUUGGCAUGGGCGUAAUGAUACACACACAUAUUUACUUACCAUUCGCAAGCGACCGCCCUCUUUCUAGUCGAUAUACAAUGUAAAAGUUUUAGAUUUUAAAUAUUUUUAUUUUUUUAUGAAAUAAUGCUAUUAUAUUGGUUGGUUCAUGUAAAAUGAGUUAUACGAUAAUUAUAUGAAUCUCAAGAUCAAUUA
Messenger RNA from Carya illinoinensis, 936 nucleotides. RefSeq names its product sugar transport protein MST3-like. The record is from RefSeq and is a predicted model, not a curated record. Bases 324 to 827 code for a protein of 167 amino acids. The transcript has 2 exons. Lineage: Eukaryota; Viridiplantae; Streptophyta; Magnoliopsida; Fagales; Juglandaceae.